Molecule: messenger RNA, 1337 nt
Organism: Myodes glareolus (Bank vole)
Lineage: Eukaryota; Metazoa; Chordata; Mammalia; Rodentia; Cricetidae
Source: RefSeq, a predicted model, not a curated record
AUCCCGUCAGAUUCCGCAUCCACCAAGAUGGAGAACCCAUCAGAUCUCGCAUCCACCAAAAUGGAGAGUGCUUCAUAUUCAACAUUGACCAAGAUGGAGAUCCCAUCAGAUUCUGCAUCCACCAAGAUGGAUAGCGCGUCAGAUUCAGCAUCGACUUUACCUGACACUCCUGAGAAGAGUGAGAAUCCACCAUCAUCCCAAACAAAUAGUUCAGGAAAACAACCUAUGAGUGGAACACUUAAAGAAAGGUUAAAGAAAACAAGGGCUUCGUCUCAUUCCUUUUGUAGCGUGGUGAAGCGACUUAAAGUGGAGAAUGAAGAAAACGACGAGGCCAUAUCAGAGCCAGGAGCAUCUUCCAAAGAGAAAAGCUGCUCGGAGGUCCAAGAAAGUGUGAAACGCAUGGACAGUGAAUCUGAGAAAGAUAGCUCGGAGAGUAAAAACACACGCAAGUCUCAGUCACCUGACACUGGGUCGUCCAGCGCCCUCCAGAGUGAUUCUGUGAGUGGGAAUACUAGAGAAAGAUUAAGGGAAGAGAAAGCAAAAUUGACAAAGCAGGUUCAAGAGAAGGAAGAACUUCUUCGGAGAUUAAAACUUGUCAAAAUGUAUAGAAUAAAGAAUAACGUGGCUGAGUUAGAAAUGUUAAUAAAGAAGUGGAGGAGGUGCAGCCAGCGGCUGCUGUAUGAGCUACAGUCAGUUAUGUCUGAGGACGACGAGAAACUCAGCAUCACCGAGCUGAUUGACUACUAUGGGGUAGAUGAGACCGUUGUGCACUAUAAUAGAAGUGAAGAGGAAUUUACAGGGGUUUGAAAAGUGUGUGCUUGUUCGUUUUCUUCAGGCUUUUUUUCUCUCCCUUUUGGGGUGAUGGGAUCAUGCCCAGGGCCUCAAAAUGUGCUCUGUUUCUGAGUAUAUUCUUGAUCCCCUACGGAAUAUCUGUGAGAGUGUUAAUGUGAAAAGUUAAGUGUUUUAAAGGGAGGAAAGAUGUAAGCUAUUGUGGCUUAGAGAAAGGUAUCUUGAACAGUUUAGGAUACUCUGAUACAUAAACAAAUUAUAAAAUGAAACUUAGUAUUUUGGAUAUGUUUGGUAAAGAAAAUAUUUAAGUAUUAAAAAAUUAAAUGAUGUUUAAAAGGGAGUUUGGAUAAUCUGGAAACCAGGUUUAAUACAUUGAUUUUGUGGCAAAAGGUUUUAUAUUCAGUGUUAAAAAGUAGUUUAUUGCAUGUCUAAACCUCACCUGGCCUAAAUGUAACCUGCCCCUCCUGAGUUAAUGAGCCUUGUCUUCAGUUGCUUAAUAUAUCUUUUUGUCCGCUAAUCUAGCAAGUAAUUAAACAUAUAUAUCCACA